Messenger RNA from Ruditapes philippinarum (Manila clam), 6071 nucleotides. RefSeq lists its product as uncharacterized. The transcript has 24 exons. Lineage: Eukaryota; Metazoa; Mollusca; Bivalvia; Venerida; Veneridae. The record is from RefSeq and is a predicted model, not a curated record. The coding region runs from base 555 to 6071 and encodes 1838 amino acids.
ACUUGUACAGCUUUUCGAGAUGUUAUGCAAACACACGGCAUGGCGACGUUUAGUAUGGAAGGGAAAAUCGAAAUUGAGAUCCGCAUGUGCACUCAAAAAAAGCUUUUAUGAAACACGACGUAUCAAUGAUAUAAACAGAUCGGGAGAUUAUCAAUAGAUUGAGAAGUAUCUUUAAAAACUCAAUUGCAAUCAAAUUGAUAUGGAUUAACGUAACAUUCAGUUAUGUAUUUAUAAAUAAAAACCACAUUUCCUCCAUUCGAAAGCAUAUCCGUGAAGGAAAUAACAUUUACCAGCAGUCUACAUUGAACUAUUGAUAAAUAUUGAUUAAAUUAAAUGAAGAUUAAUUGAUGACAUGUUUUAUAUAUUAUAACUUCUUUUCACGUGUUAUAUGAACUAAGCCGACUUUUAUUUAUAAUAACCUAGGUAGGUGUAACAUACAUGACUGUAUACUGUGUGGCUUCCAGUGAUUUUCUGUGAAAGUUUUCGUUUCGGAUUUUUUUUUAAAUAGUCAUCAUUCUCUAAAAAUAAAGGACAACUUAUUGUAUAGAUUUAAAAUGCCGACAAUAGAGAGCGAUUUAAAAACAAAAAACACAUUACCGGACAUAUUCCGUACUAUAAAUGGAAUAAAUUUGGAUAUAGGACCUCUUGACCGACUCCGUGACCAAGAAGCAUCUGUCGACGCUUUAUCACUUGGCAAAGGCGACCAUGGAAGAAAAGGACGCAGUAAUUUCCCCCGUAUUAUUCUCCGUGAUGUCCUUGGACACGAGUUAGACACCUUCACGACGUUACAAGAGGCUAUAUACCGUGCUAAAUGGAACGUUAAACAAACAGGUCAAGCUAAGGAACCGAUAGAAUGGAGGUUACCGAAGGCGCCGCCGCCGGCACGACCAGAUCUUACCAGAACGUUUCCUCCGUUAAAGCACCCGCCGGCACAUCCUCCGGACAAUAAACUGAAAGGAAGAUUCGAUAGUGCGAGAGUGCUGGAGUUUGAUGUAGAAGAUGUGGGGUUUGUUAGAGAGAGUCUCCAGUAUUUACCAUAUGCCCCGUCAUUAUCUUUCCUCAAACAGGAAAUAUUGGUCGGACCAAAGACGUAUUUCCAGAUUGUUGGCACAAUGUUGCUGCAUAAGAAAAUUUUGUCACAGACGGAGAAAAGACGAGCUGUUUAUAACUUCCCAGGAUUCUGCUCAGGAUGUAUGAGGAUGGGCCUGUGUUAUGGCUGUGAGAGAAGUACUGAAAUACACUUCCAUGAGGACAAGCCUGUAAAGACUGGUGGAGGAUUUACUUACUUCAAAAAAGACAGACCAGAGAAUGAGAUCAAGUCAAGGAACCCAAUUAACUGGAAAAUACAACACCCAGAUCAGGCUCUCAAGAAGCUUAUGGAAGAAUAUGCUGGGGUUGAACUUGAAGGUGCUAUACCAGAUGAAAUCAAACAACACCUGGACAAACAUGGUGGUCAUCGGGAGAGAAUCGUCUCAAAUAUACCAGACUUUGCUAAAGAAAUGCAACAAUAUAAUAAUAAAGAAAAAUUGAUAAAAGGAGAUGGGCAUUUACCAGAUAUACAUGUCAAGUAUGGACCAGCUGGUGAAGGUUAUGAUGACCUUAAAGGUCAAAAUGAAGGUCAAUAUGAUGGUCAAAGUGAAGGUCAAAUAAAUAGCAGAGGAACCGACCUUGACGGUUACGGUGACAGCAGAGGUUAUGACUCUGGUGAUGAGAGAGGUUAUAGUGGUAGAGGUCAGCAUGACCUUGACCCUCGUGAUGUCAAAGUUUACAUUGAAGGUCAAGGUGAUCUAGAUGAUGAUGAGUAUGAUGAAGAUGGUCGAGACAGACGUAUAGGUGGGAGGGGUAAAGGACAUAGUAGUAGAUUAGAUGGUGCUAAAAGCUGGAGUAAAACUCAAUCAGGAUAUAAUACAAGUGGAGAUGAAGCAGGUCGGUCUGCUAGUUAUGAUAGAUAUGAUAGACAAGGACAUAGACUACCCAAAUACAGACGUGUAGAAUCUGGCUCAGAAGAAGAGAAUGAUGAGGAUGGACAUUCAGAUACUGAAGGUUAUAACUCACAUCGUGGUCGAAGAAAGGAAAAACUGUACAAAGACAGUCAGCAUGAAGCUCCCCCUGCCUUUAAGUUAAAGAAGAGCCCUAAAAGAAGUAUAGUAUCGAAGUCACCAUUCAGUACUGAUAGGGUGUAUGAUUUACCUAAAGGUAAAGGACUUGAUAUAAAGAAGUCAGACAAGCCACCUACACAGUUCAAAGAUUUUAGAAAUGUUGAUGCAUCUUGGAAGGAACCAAAGAAGUUUGAGCUUAAGAAAAAUGAACAGAAAGCAACCAAAUUCUGGUCAGGACCACCUCAAAAGAAGAAGGAUAAGAAGAAAGGAGACAGGUCACAUGGAAUUAGAAGAGUUCCCUCCCCUAGGUCAAUAUCACCAGACUCUGGACUUGACAGUGAACUCCUUACUGGACAAAGACAGAAUGGCACUAGGUCUGGUACCAAUAGUUCCACAAAUAAACAAAAAUAUGUGAUGUACCAGCCCAGAUCUUCUACAAUCUCUCCUAUUUUAUACCAGGGAGAGAACUCUGAAACAAAACUUGCAUUAUCUUCUAAUGAUGAGGAUGAGGAAGAAAAUGUAAAGGAAGUUCAGGAAAUAUAUAAAGGUCAAAUGACACUCAGUGACCUUGAAAGUGAGUCAUCAGUCAACCAAAACCCUCAAGGUCUUAGGUCAAGAAGGCGUUUUCCUAAUCUAAAAGUUACAAGGACAGGUCAUGGAAGGCAAGAAAUCGUGUUAGGGAAAACAGAUGAAGAUGUUGAAGAUGCUGAAAAUGACAAUAUCAUUUCAGCUGUUGUAAGAGAUAAGAAUAAUGAAAUAAUUGAAUUGAAAAAUCAUGAUUUCAAUGAUAACAAACAACACCAAGGAAAGAAAAAUGAGUUCAGAAAAGGUGAUGUAGGAGGUCAAGGUCAAGUACCAGGUAAAAGACUCAUUGGUGGUAAGAAGACAAGGUCAUUCCUCAAAGGUCAAACUGAAAAUGAUGACGUAGUAUCCCAUGCUGAUCUUCCCUUGUCCAAAACAAGACCGAAUUCCCCAUGGACAUUGCCAGACUAUAAGGCAAGCAAUUUGUCUCCAAGCAACAGGUCUAGGUCAAGGUCAAUGAUUAAGGAAUAUCAGAGGAUGUUCCAGCGUCAACAUUGCAAGAAAAGUGGCAGCUUGCCUGUUGUAAGUUUACACACUAAAGACAAUCAAAGAUCACAAUCUGUGGGAAAUUUUACUCCAUUUUUUGGUGAUGCAGAUAUGUACAAUAGGCAUGCUAGAGGAAACAGUAGCCAGGGUAGAAAAUCUCAUUCAAGAGGAUCAAAAACAACAGGUAGAAAUUCAAGAUCUGGUUCAGUAUCGGUAGACAAUGAAGGUACAUGGAUAAUCAAUGAUCCAAGCUCAAGAAAAAAGAAUUCUUUGAAGGUUCCUACGGGAAGAAGAGAAAGUUUUCUAUCCACAGGUCAAUCUCAGUUCACUGGAAGCUACAUUGACCAGGGUGUUACAUCUGGUAAGCUUAAUGAUGGUAAAGCAGUAGAUAAUAUUUCCGAGAGAAACCAGGUAAACCAAGAAGUAAAUAGUAGUAACAUAAUUCAACUUCCAAAUGAAUUUGAUGAUUAUGGUUACACAGAAAUAUAUCAUGAUACUUCAUUUUCACCUCCAUUAGUUCCAAGUGAUGUUGACAAACCAAUGGGAUCACUUACUUCACAAGAGCCAGAUCUUGAACUUGUUUUUGAUGAUAUUAUUGAUGUAGAAAAUCUUGAAAUAGAUGAAAAUCAGGAGGAUGAAAAUGAUGAUGAUAUUGAGAAGAUGAAAAAGCUGGAGAGAAAAAGAAGACACAGGCAUAGAAAGCACAGAAGAAGAAGGAAAGAAGAGCUUCAAAAAGAUGAUGAAUCAAAUAACAUUAAGGAUCCAGACCUUGUUAUGACAAAGGAAAUUGAGGGAGGAACUGAAGACAUUAAGGAGAAUAAUGUUGAUGAUAUAGAUAAUAACAAUUUGGUUAAUGUUGAAGAAAAUGAAGUUGCUACAGAAAACAGUGAUGAUGAUAUUUUAGAUGAUACUUUAAGUAUAGUAGCUAGAGAAAAUUCAGGGGAGAAAGACAUGGGUAAAACUAAAGAUAGAAUUGGAAGGUCAAAGAAGAGGCAUAGACGAAAGAAAGGUAAUACUGGUGAUAUAGAUGUAGAUGAAGAAAAUAGAAGUAAAAGUUAUGAGAAGCAUCAACACUCAAGAUCUAAUGAUAGAAAAGGUAAAAGUAGAAAAUCAAAUAGGAAGCACCUAAACAUGAAUGCUACAGAUAGAAAUGUUUCUGCUCAAGAUGAAAGAGAUCACAGCUAUGAGCAGUCAGAUAGGAACCAGUCAAAAGAUAGUAAAAGAUCAAAGUUGAGCAGUCAGAAACAGUCAAAUGCUAGUGUUUAUGAUGAGAAGAAGCCUAGUAAACGUAAACAAAGGACAUCAAAAGAAAGAAAAACAGCUGAAAGGACAGAAGAUGACUUUUCUGAAGAAAAUUCAGAUUAUAGUACAGACAAUAGUGAUGACAUAGAAGGUAAAGGACAAAGAGGUUUCCAGUCUGAAGAAGAAGGAGGUGCAAAUUCUAAGGGAAAAAGAGAUUUGAAACAUGUCAGAAGAAUGAAAGGCAGGAGUGGUAAUGUUGAAAAAGAAAAUGUUAAAAAUGGAGCAGAACAUAGUGCAAGAGAUAAUGGAGAUGAUCUUGAUGUUUUAAAUGAAAAAGAAAAUGAUGACAAAGAUAGAAAAAUGAAAAACGGGGGUAGAAAGAAAAGGUCAAAAGAUAGAAAGGCUCAAAGAAAAGUAAACGGUAAGAAUCCCAAUAAAGAUGUAAACCAUAGUGGGGAUAGGGGAAGAAAGAAAAGGAAACCUGGUAGAAGCAACAGUUUAUCUGAAGAAGAAAAUGACAUUGAUUUUAAUCAAUUGCCUAGUAUCCAAAGUCAACUUGCGAAGAUAUUUGACAAUCAGAGCAACAAACUGCAGGACAAAGAGCCAGAAGAAGACAAACUUGAAGAAUCUUCUGAAGAAGAGAAUUUUGAAGAUGGUAUUGGUACUGACUUGGAUGAAAAUUCAGAGAACGAAUCAGAUAUAGAAGAUAACAAGUGGGAACAACAAAGACCAAGUUCUGCUGGAAGAAACAGUGUCCUUGGUGUUACAGGAAGAAAACUGAGCAAAGCUCGCUCUCUGUCAAUGCCAUUGUUAACUGAUAUACAGGAACUACAGGAGAGGUUUGGUACGCUUACACUUGAACAGCUGAAAGCACCAUUCAAAGUUCCAGUAUAUCUUAGAGGAUUCAGUCAAGGGCCGGUUAUUGUAAAGAAGCAGUUUAAAAGCAAUCCUAAGAGGGUUAAAGGUAGAGACAAAAGGUCAAUGUCACUCUCAGUUGUGACCUUCACACCACAAAUUUUUGACCUUCAAGAUUCAACCAAUAAAUCUGAACCACUAGAGCCAGUAAGGGAGGAAACUCUUACAAUAACUCCAGAUAUGAGUUUGUCAGAGAGAAUUGGGACACCAUUACAGCAUAGAGUGCAGUCUCCUGUACCAGAGAAACCACCCCGUGCUGUGUCACCUCCGAAGAAGAGAGAGAUUGUGAAGAAAGUAAAGAAACCCUUACAGCCUUCACCUAUACCGAUACCAGUAGAUCCGAGGCCACCUAUAAAGGAAAAGACACCAAGCCCUGAACCUAUAGAAGAGAAACCUGUUUCAAGGGAGAUAAGCUUUGAUUUUGUGAAAGAAAAGUCAAUACCAGAGUUACCUCCCAUAGAAGUUCCUGAACUCCCAGAAAUACCAGAAUUGCAGUCUGAAUACAAGGGUGUAAAGAAGGAACGAAAAUUAAUAGAAGUCACCCCAGAGAUACCUGAAGCUAAAAAGAAAUUACCACCCCCACCAAAACUUGCACCAAGAAUUAAAACUCGGACAUCCAGGAAGAGCAAGGUUGCGGAGGCACCUGUCACCACACAAGAACUACAACAGCUUUCUGAUCCACUUGAUUUCCUAGCUAAAUACUGUAUAAUUAACCCAGACAGAUUACAUACUAUGAGGAGUGUUUAA